This is a messenger RNA of Clupea harengus (Atlantic herring), 5699 nucleotides long. RefSeq names its product zinc finger and BTB domain containing 38 (gene zbtb38). Gene Ontology annotation, cellular component: nucleus. NCBI's taxonomy places the organism in Eukaryota, Metazoa, Chordata, Actinopteri, Clupeiformes, Clupeidae. The record is from RefSeq and is a predicted model, not a curated record. Gene Ontology annotation, biological process: regulation of transcription by RNA polymerase II. Gene Ontology annotation, molecular function: DNA-binding transcription factor activity, RNA polymerase II-specific; protein binding.
AGCAUCACGCUGCAAAUGUGCGAUCAUUCACUGUAGCCACAUGCAUGUGGAACACAAGAGAGGCGCGGGGCAUGAUGCCUGCACAGCAGACAAAGAGAACGGCGCUUGUGUGUGUGUAAAAGAGUGUGAGACAGAUGGAAGGCAAAAGUGUGUGUGUGUGUGUGUGUGUUUACACUACAACGUAUGAUCGUUCUAAUUUAACUAGAAUUAUCUAACGAUAUUGUCGUCUGUGUAUUGUCAGUACUGUCCUUUGCUAGCUUAGCCACGAGUGCUAGCACGAGACAGACCUCGGCGUGCGUUGCUGAUCGUCAUUGUUGUUGUUUGUGUUGAGUCUGCUGGUGACGUCGCUGCUGAUGUUGCACCGUCGGUACGGAGACACAAGUGGCAGGGCUUUGCCAACAAUAUCUCGGUCUUCGCAACGCUCUUCCUUCCAACUGAUGUUCGCAGGGAAGCGAUUCUCCACUCACUCACUCUCUCUCUCACUCCCUUCCUCGCUCUCUCUCUCUCCACCUCUCCUAAGCCCAAGCCUAAUAAAAGUUGCCAUCCCUUGCUUUGCUGGGUGCAGUUCCUUCCAUGCUCCCGUUGAGGCCAGACAGCGAGAAUGCGAAUGCGGGCACAAGCUGCCCAGGCAGGCUAUUUUUAAGCAGCGAGGCGAUGCAGGCUAUAGCUCAGUACACAGGACGACCCAAGAGUGCAGAACUAACCUAGGACCUAAAGCCGAACGCGGGGAAGGACAACAGGACAGUCAGUGGCAGUAGUGAGAGUCGGAAAUAGAGGGAUAAAGAGAGAAAGAGAGAGAGAGAGACAGCAGAAGAGAGUGCAUGAGCAUCAGAUAGGAGGAAUGACAAGCGCUCAGCCUCUGAGAGUACAUCGGAGCAGCGAACGAGUGUAUUAAAAAAAAAAAAAACGCGCUACACUUUUGCCUGCAGUUUGCAAAACAGUUUUUUUCCUCUCCUCUCUCUCUCACUCUCUGUCUAUCUCUAUCCCUCGCUACAGUAAUAGCACAAAAAUUAAACAGAAGGGUUACUGCAAGAUGUCUCGCAAGGCUUGCCCUCUCCACCAUCGCGAUCUCUGAUUUUGCAAAAGAAAGAUGACAGUGGCGUCCCCCAGCACUCGUGGCCUGAUGGACACCUCGCACCCCCAGUCCGUCCUCAGCAAGCUGAGUGAGCAGCGCUCCCAGGGCCUGUUCUGUGACGUCACCAUUGUGGUGGAGGAUGUCAAGUUUCAAGCUCACCGCAACAUCCUGGCAGCCAGCAGUGGAUAUUUCCGGAACGCCCUGACAUCCCUGGACGUCCGGACAUCUGGGCAGGUGCUGGAGCUGAUGGACCUCAGGUCUGAGGUGUUUGCCAACAUCCUAAACUUCAUAUACAACUCUAAGGUGGUAUCGAUGAGUGCAGAAGAAACCAAGUUGUUGGUGGCGGCUGGAAGGCGGUUAGGCAUUCCCUUUCUGGAGAAGCUCUCAGAGUCAGACAAGCAGAGUUCAGGAGUCACACAAGGUAAAAUUUCAGCAAACACAAAACAACAACAACAACAACCAAAACCAAAGCAACAGAGACAGCAACAGCAACAGCAACAGCAACAGAAACAGAAACAGCAACAGCAAACUCAAAAACCCUGUGCUCCAAAGAGAGAAACUCCAAGACUUGAGGAACCCGAAUGUGCAAAAGGUCCGCGGAUAACAAACGCCUUUUCUAUUAAAGAGGUUGGAGCUGGGAGCAACCCUUUCACUCCCCUUGAUCCACGCCACGGAGGGCAGCAGUCACCUAGCCUGGGCAACCUCCCAGCUGCCUGCCCUGCCCCGACCGUGACUUCAGCCGAGACUGAGCCUACCCAGGCCCUGUCCGAGCACUCGUAUGCAGUGAGUCAGGGCCUACACAAGGCCCUGCAACCUGGCGAGGCAGGUCAGGUGAACGACAAGAAGAACAGCAAGCCUACCACAACACCGCUCAAGAUGCUGACAUGCCGAAACUUCGGCCCCAUCAAGAAGCGCCACAGGCUCAACUGCACCCCUGCAAAGACUACACCAGCCCCAUGCGACACAUCAAGUACUCUUGCACAGGUGCCUGACAGCUGCCCUGUCCUGCAAAAAGCAGCAGACGUCCCUCCAGUAACUCCACUGUCCCCUUUAUCCACAGAAGCUGAAGAUGAGACAAGUCCAGCGCCUGAGUUGUCGCCUUUGACUGAGGACACUGCCCCGAUAGAGCAAGAGCCUCCUUCCCUAAGUCCCCAGGAAAAGCCUGAUGCACUGACGUACCGCUGUGAGUACUGCCCUGAGGUGUUGGGCAACAGAGCACUCCUUAACAUACACACGCAGGUCCACAAGAGGAGGUUUGUUAGUCAUUUGUUUUGUAAGCACUGUCACAGGAAAUUUAUGCACCUGAAGAGAUUGCGCAACCACGAGCAAGUGUGCACCAAGGCCCCGAAAGGUCCCCCUCAUCUUGAGCCACAAGGCAAAACCACAGACAUCGCUGACCAAACCACAGAAACUACAUCCAGCAUAGAUGACUCUUCUCAAUCUUUGCCUGCCCUACACCUUAACGACACAUUCACCCUUGACCCCACUCUGGAAAACCCACUCACCCCACGGCACAUCUUGGAGAGGGUUGAGAAAAGCAGUGGAGGGCACAGGUCUUACAGAUGUAGUGUGUGUAAACGAGCCUAUGUGACGCUUUCUAGUUUGAAGAGACACGAGAACGUGCACUCAUGGCACAGGGCCUAUCCCUGCCAUUACUGUAACAAAGUCUUUGCCUUGGCAGAGUAUCGAACCAAGCACGAGAUCUGGCACACUGGAGAGCGUCGUUACCAGUGCAUUUUCUGUCUCGAGACCUUCAUGACCUACUAUAUCCUAAAGAACCACCAGAAGGCCUUUCACGGAAUUGACCCGAGGUUGGCUGUGAACAAAAAGUCUGCCAAUGGAGGCUUCAAAGGAAGCGUUUACCCCAUAAAACUCUACCGGCUACUGCCCAUGAAGUUCAGAAAGAAGCGUUACAAGUCAUAUAGUCACACAUACUCUGAUGCUGCGGAAGACCAGGCAAUUGGUGCUGCUCCAGGCGACUCCUCACCUGCCUCCCAGUUUCCCAGCACUCUUCCUAGCAGCCUCGAUGGUGGUUGCUCUGGCCAGUCUUUGUUUUCUAUGCCAGUCACUUUCAUGGCCACCCCCAAAACACUGGCUGUUGGGAUGCCUCGCGUCAGCUUUGAAAGACCAUGUGACCAAGACAUGGAGCUCCCUGAUAUGGACAUGCCAAGCAUUCCAUCCGUGCAAGCAGACGGACAAGACGGACUGUCAGAUGUUGAAGACAAUGGAUCACCCUUUGGAUACACAAAUUCAAUAGAGUCAACAGAGGGAAACAGAGUGGCAGAAAACAACACUGUAUCUCUGAGAGGCACAGGAAGCAACAAGAAUAACAUGCCGUUCCUACACCUGAAUCCCACCGGUUCCAUGGAAAGUGUGAAUAACAGACUAGGUGAUUUGUCUGCAGCGGCACACACUAUCGAGGCCAUGGCUAGCCAGCUGUUUCUUCCAAGUGCUGAGAGCCUUAAGCCAGACAAGGCUGUUGGGGGGAAAACUGAAACGUACAUCGCAAAACCAGCAUGUCCAGGUCCAUCUAUAGAUGGCCAUGUUCUGCCCCUCUGUCAUAUUACUGUCAAAAUUGGCAACGAAGCGAUCAUUCGCCGCAAAAUCAAAGGCUCCAAGUUAUUCCCAAGAAAGAGAAAAAGAAAGAGUUGGAGCCAGAGGGAGGGAACACAUGAAGCCAAUCCAGUUGAUGAUGGUGUUGGAAGUCCAAGCCUUCGUCUGAGGACAGAGGUUACCACAUCCAUAGUAGAGACCGAUCCAUAUGAUGAACCUGACACGGACAAGUUAUGGCGUCCAUAUUAUUCAUAUAAGCCUAAAAAGAAAGGGAAGAAGUUGAGGUCGAAACAUAGAAGGGAUAGGUCUGUGAAGUUCUACACAAGACCUUUGUCACUUGAGCCUUCGGAAAACUUCAUGGAGACAGACUACAGUCCCAGGGAAAGCAUUUCAUCUGACAACACAGAAAUCAGAAGAACCCUUAGAAGUAACAGCCCCAAAACAGCACACGCGUGCAGCAUCUGCAAGAGCCUGUUCUCCAACGAGGCCUCUCUCAGGAUGCACACCUUAAGCUGCAACCGGUACACCUGCCGAAUGUGUGGAAAGCAAGCCUCUACAGAGGAGACUCUCAGUUUGGGGAGUCCGCUAUCAGAUGAGAGCCUGGAUUUCGUCUGCAAAAGUUGCACGGAGGACGGCUCCUGUUUUGACAAUGCGAAUCGCAGCCCAGGUACAGAGAAACGCUAUCGCUGCUCCUUCUGCCCUCAGCGCUUCCUUUACCUUGCCACUAAAAGGAGCCAUGAAAAGAAACACCAAGAAAAAUCCGGAAAAGGGUACAGCUGCCAGUACUGUCACAAGGUCUGCAAAUCCACCGCCCACCUGGCUUUACAUGAGAAGCGCCACUUCAUCAAGACUGAGGAGAGUGAUAACGAAGAUGGUGAGAUGGAGACCAACAGCUCAAUCCUCUCGCACAGGACUUUCACAGUCAACAAGGAGGAAACAAAACUGGAGCCAUGGGAAGGAGCUGAGAUCUGUUCUCCUGCUGCUCCAAAGGAAGAGGAACCAAUACAGUCUGACAGCGAGGGGCCUUAUCAGGAGAAAGAUGUCGGAAGUGGCUAUAAAAACCCUCCUGUGUUGUCCACCCGCACUGAAAACCCUUUUCUUGUGUCUCUCUCAGAGCUGCAGAAGAAGACGAAACACAAGCGAAGAUACAUUCUUGAUCGUCCCAAAAGCUUUGGUCUACAGGGGGACAAACAGGACUCUGUGGGUAACGUAACACAGGGCCAAAAAGGCCAUUUGCCUAGUCUAGGAAUAAACAGUCGCUCCAGUACUGGGAUGAGCUUCUCAUCCUUUCUGACAAAAGACCCCGUCACCAAGGGACCUGCCCAUCAUGCACCCAAGCAUAGUCUAUCCAAGACACAGAACCGCUUGUGGACAGAAGAACCUUAUUUUCAUGGGCACAAAUAACUUUUACAGGUGGGAACGUUGCUGAUGGAAAAUAGCUUAAGUGAUAAACUGUAGGGCAGGACCUGAACGCUUGAUUAUUUUGCACCUUAGCUGCAGUUAUUGAAUUCAAUUCUGUCAUGUUCCCUUUGCAACAUGAAGGACUUAUUAACUAAUAUCUAUGUAAAUAGGGUUUUUGUCUUCACUUAAAAUACAACUGGGUAGUUUUUCAUGUUUUUACAAAGAGAAGCUGUUUUAUUUUUCUAUGUUUUUAUUUGUCUCAACAAGACAUGUCUGCAUUUCACAGGUCACCCCACUUCUUGAUGUAACCUAUGCAUUAUGCAUUAACUGUGCAUACUUAGGUGCACUUUGAGCAUAAAACAGCUACAUUAAAUGAUAAUGUAACAGUCAUAUACCUGAAAAGCAUCACGUUACUUUCGAUUGCACCAACAUGUCAUUUCUGCACAAGUCUAAAGGUGUUGUGUUGUUAUUUUAAUUGAGCUAACCACCUAAACAUUUCACGGUUGACCUUUUUGCCUUUUUCAUGCAACAUACUGAUUCAAAAUGUGUCAUUUCAGUUGUGUAUUACAUUCUGCAUUUCCUAAAAACACAAGCCAUAAAUAGUUGGACAUCACAAAACCACAGAAAGACUAUGCCAUUCCUUUUCUCAAUAAACACUAAUGUCUCAUGA